This is a messenger RNA of Quercus lobata, 1596 nucleotides long. Its product is annotated as G2/mitotic-specific cyclin S13-7-like. The coding region runs from base 69 to 1388 and encodes 439 amino acids. The transcript is spliced from 9 exons. The record is from RefSeq and is a predicted model, not a curated record. Gene Ontology annotation, molecular function: cyclin-dependent protein serine/threonine kinase regulator activity. Gene Ontology annotation, biological process: mitotic cell cycle phase transition. NCBI's taxonomy places the organism in Eukaryota, Viridiplantae, Streptophyta, Magnoliopsida, Fagales, Fagaceae.
AGAAAGAAGAUCGUAGAGAGAGAGAGACACACACACACACACACACAUAAUUUCUCAAGCACUUUGAAAUGGCUUCAAGACCCAUUGUUCCACAACAACCCCGAGGAGAGGCAGGAGUUGGAGGGGCUAAGCAACAACCGAAGAAGAAUGUUGCAGGCGAAGCAAGAAACCGUAGAGCACUUGGAGAUAUUGGGAAUUUGGCAACAGUUAGAGGAAUUGAGGGCAAGCCUAAUCGUCCAAUCACAAGGAGUUUCUGUGCCCAAUUACUUGCAAAUGCACAAGCUGCAGCAGCUGCUGGAAACAACAAGAAACAAGUUUGUGUAAAUGUGGAUGCGGGUAAAAAAGCCGGUGGGGCACCUAAGCCGCCUCAAAAGAAAGCCACCGUUAAACCAAAGCCAGUGGAAGUGAUUGAUGUAAGCCCGGAUACACAGGAGGAUGAUGCUAAGCCUAAGCAAGAGAAUAAUCCUAUCAUCAAGAAAAAGGAUGGAGAAGCAAGAUCUGGAAAGAAAGCACAUGCUUUUUCUUCAGUCCUCACUGCCCGCAGUAAGGCUGCUUGUGGUCUGACUAACAAACCGAAGGAGAAGAUUAUUGAUAUUGAUGCAGAAGAUGUUGGUAAUGACUUGGCUGCUGUGGAAUACAUUGAGGACAUUUACAAGUUCUAUAAACUAGUUGAGAAUGAGAAUCGCCCUCAUGACUAUAUCGACUCGCAGCCUGAGAUUAAUGAAAGUAUGAGAGCAAUAUUGGUGGAUUGGCUGAUAGAUGUGCAUAGAAAGUUUGAACUUUCGCCAGAAACUCUUUAUCUGACCAUCAAUAUAGUUGACCGUUUCCUCGCAAUUAAGAUUGUGUCAAGGAGGGAAUUGCAGUUGGUGGGCAUCAGUGCCAUGCUCAUGGCCUCUAAGUAUGAAGAAAUCUGGCCCCCUGAGGUCAAUGACUUUGUACACCUUUCAGAUAGAGCUUACACUCAUGAACAGGUUCUGACUAUGGAGAAAACUAUUCUUGGCAAGCUAGAAUGGACCUUGACUGUGCCUACACCAUAUGUUUUCCUUGCCCGUUUCAUCAAGGCAUCCAUUCCUGAUAAAGAAUUGGAAAGCAUGGUCUAUUUUCUUGCUGAGUUGGGUAUCAUGCAUUAUACCAUAAUGUAUUGCCCCUCGAUGAUUGCUGCCUCGGCAGUCUAUGCGGCUCGUUGCACUCUAAAGAAGACUCCUUGGAACGAGACCCUUAAACUUUACACUGGCUUCUCUGAACCACAAUUGAUGGAUUGUGCUAAACAACUAGUGAGCUUCCAUGCGAUGGCUGGGAAAAGCAAGCUUCAAGCUGUGUAUAGGAAGUACUCAAAUCCGGAAAGAGGAGCUGUUUCGUUGCUUCCACCUGCUGCUCUUUUGCUGUAAACAGAACAUUGUUUCAUCAAUCACAUUGCUUUAUGUGAGAUGUCGCACCAUUCACUUUGCAAAAUUGUAUUGGAUUCUUAGAUUCUCUCAUUGUAAAGGCCCAAAGAAAGAUUCAUUCGUUUAUGACUUUCAAGUUACUAGAGUUUAUUGAUUGUUAGCUGAACUGGAUAAUUGGAAAUGAAAGAAACAAAAUUGUUUUCCUCUAAAA